GAAACAAAGAUAAACUUUAUGUAAUUAAGGAUGUGUUAUCAGGUAAAAUAAAAUAAAAUGACAAGGAGUAAAAACCGAAAUUACAAAGAGCUCCACAAACACGUGUCCACUAUUUGAACUCCUCUCUCUCUCUCUCUUUUGCUUUCCUUCUGAGGACGAUCCUCUCUCUCUCUCUCGCGAAUCCAAUUUCUCCAGAUAACAAAAAAAAAACCUAAUACUGCGCAUUUUAGCAAGAUAUGGUUCUUCCAGAGUAAGAAACUAAGAAGAAGAAGAAGAAGAAACUGAGUAAGACCUACUCAAAAUCUCUCUCCCAAGCUUCAUCGAUUUCUCUCCGUUUCUCACUUGACUAUGGCCGAGCUACAGUCAGUAGAAGGUCACCAGAUUAACGGCGGAUUUAUCCCGCCGGCGUUAAUAACCUCCGGUGAAGCACCGGAAACAUCCGCCGCGGCAGCAGUUUCAGUCGGAUCGAAACGAUUGAGAAGGCCUAGCGUUAGGUUAGGAGACAUCGGCGGCGACCAGUACCACCAACACGUGGUUGCGGCUUACGAUUCGCCGCACGUGCGACGGCCGAAAUGGAGGCCGAGUGGUGGUGGUAACAGAAAAGAGAGUGGGAGGACGACGUCUUCGUCGAGGACGAGAACUAUGACGAAUUUGAGCUCCGGGUAUGAGAACACCGGAACCCUAGAUGAAGAUCCGAUUGCGAUUGGGAGUUGGCGGGUUAAGAAAUGGGUCAAAUCGUCCGGUGGAGAGACGGCUGCGACGAAUACAGCUUCGGCGAAGCGGGCUCGGUCGAAUUGGGCGGCGAGAAACGAUGGCGUAGAGCAGGGAGGUGAGAAAAUGAGUGGAGAAGAAGAGGAAGAGGAAGAAGAAGAUGAAGAUGAAUUGGGAGAAGAAGGGUUUAGGGAUUUUAGCAGAGAAGAUUCGGAGAGUCCGAUGAAAGAGCAAACGCAGGAGAAUAGGAGAAGGUACGAGGUUGAGUUGUCGGGAGAUUGGCAAAGUGGAGGAAGAGGAAGAGAAGGAGUUAAGAUAUGGUUACAAGAGUUAGGGUUAGGGAGAUAUUGGCCUAUGUUUGAGAUGCAUGAAGUUGAUGAACAAGUCUUACCAUUGUUGACAUUGGAGGAUCUUAAAGACAUGGGGAUCAAUGCUGUUGGAUCUAGGAGGAAGAUGUAUUGUGCGAUUCAGAAGCUUGGGAGGGAGUUCUCAUGAAGAGUUUUGGUUUUUGUUUUUGUUUUUUUUUUGUGACAGCCAUUGGCAAUGUAAGCUGCAAUGUCUGAAGCUCUUUAUUUUCUUCAAUAUUUGGAUGUUUUGUUUGGAUGUAACAAUUAGUCAUAGUAGUGUUAGUUGUUGUAAUAUUAGAGGAUGAUGAUGAAGAAGGAUUAUUAACUCA
Molecule: messenger RNA, 1387 nt
Organism: Capsella rubella
Lineage: Eukaryota; Viridiplantae; Streptophyta; Magnoliopsida; Brassicales; Brassicaceae
Exons: 1
Coding region: 349-1206 (285 amino acids)
Molecular function (GO): protein binding
Source: RefSeq, a predicted model, not a curated record